GCAUCGUGCGCCACCGCGAAGCGAUCAUGACGUAUUCCGAGCGCGUGCUGACGAGCAUCCAAUUCACGUACAGAAGUAAUAACGAUUACAGUCUUCAGCUUACCCGCUGGUUCCUCACGCCGAUCGCAGCCUGGCCGCGCGCUACCACGUCGACGACGGUGGAGAGGGUCUCACUGCAGGCGCACGUUCUCGCCUGCUCGUCCCUGAUAGCGAUCGUCAUGGUGCCGUGUAUGCUGUACGUGUCGCUGGAGGAGAAGGACGUUCAGAUGAAGCUGAGCGCGAUGGGUCCGCUGAGCCACUGGAUCAUGGGUACGAUUAACUACUGGCUGCUCCUCACGCGCAGCGACGACAUCCGCGAGUGCGUGCAGCACAUGGAGACGGACUGGCGGCUGGUGCGCAGGACCGACGAUCAGAACGUGAUGCUGCGGUACGCGAAGAUCGGCCGCUUCGUCGCCGGAUUCUGCGCGGUGUUUAUGCAGAGCGGCACGUUCCUCUUCACCGUGGCCAAGGCGAUGACGACCAUGGCCGUCGUCGUCGGCAACGAAACCGUGUUGAUGCACCCGAUGACCUGUCCGAUAUACAGCAAGUUCAUCGACACGAGAUUCAGCCCCGCGAACGAGAUCAUGCUGGCUGUGGAGUUGCUGUCGUGCUUCAUAGUGAACUCGAUCACGGUGGGCGCGUGCAGCCUCGCCGCGGUUUUCGCGAUGCACGCUUACGGCCAGCUGAGCAUGCUGUUCUCGUGGCUGAACGAUCUCGUCGAGAACGAGGAAAAGGGAAACCGUUUUGCCGAGAAGAAGCUGGCCACGAUUGUGGAGCAUCAUUUAAGAGUGCUGAGUUUUAUAUCGCGUAUGGAGAAUAUCAUGCAAAACAUCUGUCUUGUGGAAUUGGUGGGAUGCACGAUGAAUAUGUGUUUACUUGCAUAUUAUUCUAUUACGAACUGGAGUGACUUUGAUGCAGCAAGAAUAACAUCGUAUAUUAUCGUAUACUUAUCUAUGGCUUUCAAUAUUUUUAUAUUUUGUUACAUCGGUGAGAUUCUCACGGAACAGUGCAAAAAUGUUGGUGAAAAGGCAUACAUGACUAAUUGGUACGAAUUACCGCACAAAACUGCUCUUAGUCUCAUUUUGAUAAUAGUGAGAUCGAGUAACGUUAUCAAAAUUACCGCUGGAAAACUAUUUCAACUGUCUAUCGCAACUUUUGGUGAUGUAAUUAAGACCUCUGUGGUAUAUUUGAAUAUAUUAAGAACGAUGACUCCUGCAACGUGAGCUACGCUAAGUUAGCGAACGUAUGUCAUAAAUAUAUUUUCUAUAGAACAAAUGUGAUAUAAUAGAAAAAUAG
Molecule: messenger RNA, 1335 nt
Organism: Wasmannia auropunctata (little fire ant)
Lineage: Eukaryota; Metazoa; Arthropoda; Insecta; Hymenoptera; Formicidae
Product: odorant receptor 82a-like
Exons: 5
Coding region: 27-1262 (411 amino acids)
Biological process (GO): detection of chemical stimulus involved in sensory perception of smell; sensory perception of smell
Cellular component (GO): plasma membrane
Molecular function (GO): olfactory receptor activity; odorant binding
Source: RefSeq, a predicted model, not a curated record